UAACUUUAGGGUGAGGCUUGUGUGCGUGUGCACCUUUCUAACCUCACAAAGUAUGGAUUGCAUUCAAUCAAAAUAAAUCUCAUUAUUUACCUUUAAUCAUUAAAAAUAUAGCCUCAAUAAUUAAAAAUAGAACAGUGAGUCAUGAGGAUGGUGAAAUUAAUAUUUACGUAAUGAAUAAAAACGAUAAGACUCGUUUUAUCGCCAAAAGGCACUUCAAAAUUUUGAGGUUACCUAGGUAGCCGAUGUUGCCCAAUUCGAAAUUAGGAAAAUUAUACGUAAAUUGUUGACAUCAAUCAUCACAUCACUAUGUCCCUCCGUAUAAGAUUAAGUCGUAGCCGUCCUAUUCGUGCUUUAAGUGGUUUUGCACUAAGAUGCUGGGCAUUAUCUAGUAUUUACAUUUUCGGCUGCAUCGUACUUUACUGGCUAUACGGUGGUGUUUUUACGUUUUUUCUGCUUUGCUUUGCUACUACAGGAGUUCUUUACCAUAUGGAGGACGAACUUUUAUACUAUCCCGAAAUUCCAAGGCAUUCAAGAGUUUACGUUCCUUCACCUUCAACGUGCAAUUUGCCAUAUCAAAGUUUGUUUAUUCGAUCGAAGGAUGGCACAAUGUUGCACAUGUUUUUUAUUCCUCAGCCAGAGGAUAAAGUAAAAAAAGCUCCAACUGUUCUUUUUCUACAUGGAAAUGCUGGGAAUAUGGGACACAGGCUUCAAAAUGUAGUUGGCCUCUAUGAAAACCUUGAAUGUAAUGUUCUGAUGUUAGAAUAUAGAGGAUUUGGACUCUCACAGGGUUCUCCUUCCGAAGAAGGAUUGUACAUGGAUGCGCGAGCUGGAAUUGAAUAUUUAGCUACGCGAAGUGAUAUAAAUACCAAUGAAAUCAUUGUCUUUGGCAGGUCCUUAGGUGGCGCUGUCGCAAUUGACUUAACUAGUAAAGAAGAAUAUGCGCAACGAAUUUGGUUUCUAAUUUUAGAGAAUACAUUUACCAGUAUACCAGAUAUGUCUACCGUCCUUAUUGGAUCAAAAUUACGAUAUCUUCCACAAAUCUUCUAUAAAAACAAGUAUUUAUCUGUGCAGAAGAUCCGAUCGCUCACGGUACCUACGUUUUUCAUUUCUGGAUUGGCGGACAAAUUAGUCCCUCCAGAGAUGAUGACUGAGUUAUAUAAAUCUUGCAAAAGCUCUUGUAAAAGAAUGUUUCCAGUACCGGGUGGUUCUCACAAUGAAACAUGGCGCAGACCCGAUUAUUAUCAACAAAUUCUCUCGUUCAUGCACGAAUUGAGGGAAAAGCCUCCUGUCCGCUCUACGUCCACACAUUGGCAAAUCGAUGAAAUUUAAAUUUUCGAAGAAGUCUUAAAGAAAAAUCGCAUUGACACGAACAUACUAUAUUUCGUUUAAAAAAAGAGUAAUGAAAGCAGUAUUUUUUUCUACGACGACUAAUUACCAAAAUAUAUAUUUCACUUUCAAUAAAAUAACUAUUAUUGAGUCAAUGCCGAUUUUCACGGCCAGUAAAUGAAAAUUAUUUAUUGUAUAUAAAGCUAUUACUAUGAAGUGAUUUAUUUGGGAAGAGGGAUCACGCUUUUACUUAUAAAGUGUUGGCAAAAAUUAAUGUAAAUUCUUGGAUAAAAUUAGUUUUAAAAUAUAUUGAUAUUGCAGAACCAGAGGUUAUCUUGCCAGAAAUGUUUGCACAUUUUCAAUUGUCUGGGACUGAGAAAAUUUAAUUUAAUUUAUUUGCCUCUGGUGUAAACCGUUAUCGCUCCGUGUGAUAUGUUUUUAAUGCCAAAUGUAUUGAGUACUGACGGCAAUUCCAUUAAAAACCCGCUAAGUGAAUUUUAUACGGAUAAUUUUGUCUACUGAUAACAGAAUCAGUUUUUACGUAGUAUCAUUUUGAAACCGAAGACUUGAUUCAUUCCAUUUUUCAUGUGAAUAUUUAUAAGAUGUAAAUUAAUAUUGAAGACGAUCAACUUACGAGAUUGUAAAAACAAGAGAAACGCUUUGUGGAAGUAGUUAUUUUUUUCACACACUGAAAAAAUAGAAGCUUUUUGUAGUCGGUAUUUAAUAUAUUUAUAUACAUGUAUACUUGUCCAAUCAAAGUUUGUCUACAUGUCAGUACUCCGAGUCAAUUGUCAAUCGAUAGAUUUUAAGAUACUUUUUAAUUAUUUUUAGAUUGAGUAAAACUCAAUAUUGAAAUACUUCAGUAUGUAUUUCCGGAAUUUGUUCGACGUGGUUGCCUACUGCCUAAGUAUUUCAAAAAUACGAUUUAAGUUGUAACUUUUUAUUAUAAUGACUCAGUUUUUAAUAAAUAAAAAGGUGUAAAUAUAAA
This is a messenger RNA of Belonocnema kinseyi, 2314 nucleotides long. It is a transcript of the gene Bem46, whose product is annotated as protein ABHD13. Gene Ontology annotation, cellular component: membrane. Gene Ontology annotation, molecular function: palmitoyl-(protein) hydrolase activity. The transcript has 5 exons. Bases 307 to 1329 code for a protein of 340 amino acids. Lineage: Eukaryota; Metazoa; Arthropoda; Insecta; Hymenoptera; Cynipidae. The record is from RefSeq and is a predicted model, not a curated record.